UUCACUGCCUUUCAAGGUUUGUUUGUUUGUUUUUAGCACAAUGUCAGCGAACUGCAGCUUGCAGUGUCCUCAGCAAAGCGCCCGACUCCUACGGAGGAGGUUUCCUGCACAAAAAGUAAUGACAAAGCAAUGGUUUCAUCCCGGGGAUGUGAAACAUGCAUGGAUAAAUUUUAUCCAGAAGGUCAACAACUUUUAACUUUCAGCUGUUCAAAUCCAAGCUGCUUUCCCAGGAAGUUCAGCUGUGGGUGGCUCACGAGGCUGCAGGCGCUUCGGCCAAGGAGCUGCAAGAGGUUGCUCCACACUCCACUGACCAGGCUCUAUGCUCCUCAGCUCCUCAGCUCAUCCGUGUUCCACUGCUCUAUGCUCCAUGAUCCACUGUCCAUGCUCCGUGUUCCAUUGCUUCUUGCUCCACUGUCCAUGCUCCGUGUUCCAUUGCUUCUUGCUCUACUGUCCAUGCUUCGUGUUCCAUUGCUUCUUGCUCCAUGCUCCACUGUCCAUGCUCUGUAUUCCAUUGCUUCUUGCUCCAUGAUUCACUGUCCAUGCUCCGUGUUCCAUUGCUCCAUGCUCCACUGUCCAUGCUCUCUGUUCCAUCGCUUCUUGCUCCAUGCUCCAUUCUCCAUGCUCUGUAUUCCAUUGCUUCUUGCUCCAUGCUCCAUUCUCCAUGCUCUGUACUCCAUCGCUUCUUGCUCCAUGCUCAACUGUCCAUACUCUCUGUUCCAUCGCUUCUUGCUCCACGCUCCACUGUCCAUGCUCUGCGUUCCUCUGCUCCGUGCUUGGUGCUCCACCGCUGCCUCCUCACUUGCAGCUUUCUGACUGUAUUUAAAAACUAAGGAAAACAUUCCCUGUCAGGGAAUUACCAUCUUCACGCAGUGGCACUUGGGAAUAUCAUAAACACCCAUAUUGGUUUGUAGGGCUGACGACGGUUCCUUGCGGCUCACACAGCGAGCAGGGCAGCGUGGCCGGGCUGUGCUGUCGGCACCUGGGAAAUAUGGGAUUCAGGAAGGGAUUUGGGCUUCCCAUCAGUGCCUCGAUUCCUCCCAAAGCUCUUCUUGCAGUUGGGAGCCUGAGUUGCUGUCAGCCCUCUCUUUGGCCGCGGGCAUCACUUGCCUGGAGCAGAGUGCAAAGUAAUAUGAGAUACCUAAAGCAAUACUCGACUUGUUUUAUUCCAUGUGUCCAGGACUGCGGAAUGGGCUCGAGCUGGGUCGCUGGCCCUGGCUUUGACCCCUGCUGUCCCUUACCUGCCAGCCCGAGCACAUAAGGCACCCUGCAAAGCUCUCCCAUUGCGUUGCAGGGGAUUGAUAAGCUCAGGAUGUGACUGAUGCAUAAGGAUCUCCCACAGAGCGAAGAUGAGAGUGGGGGAACCAGAAAGCUGUCGGCUUGGAGUCAAUUCAAGGAAUCUGCAGCCCCUCUUGGUCAGGCGCUGCCCCCCUCCCUCCGCCCGCUCCACCCCGUGGCCUCACGAACGGAAAAAUAUCUUCAACAGAAACCUCCCAGCUUCUCAUUUUCUAAUCUGCAGCAUCUGUGCCCAGCCCAGGUGCUCCUGCGGGCAAGCCUGGCCUUUCCCAGGAGCUCAGGCGUGCCGACACGCGCAGGUUGAGCCUCUCUUGCCCAUCGUGGCUCCCACCGCUGUGUAUGUGGCUCCCAUCGCCGCACAUGUGGCUUUCACUGCUGCAUAUGUGGCUUUUGCCGCUGCAUAUGUGGCUUUUGCCGCUGCAUACGUGGCUCCUGCUGCUGUGAGUCCUCCUGCCACUGCGUGCGUGGCUCCUCCUGCCGCGUACGCAUCUCCCAUUGCUGUGCGUGUGGCUCCCACCACGGCACGUGUGGCUCCCAUCGCCGUGUGCCACCACCUGGUUGGACGCAAGGAGGUGUUGCCCAGGCUGAGGGCAGUGUGGAGCAUCCCAUCCCCUACGCUUCUCACCGCGAUCCCACCUGCCUGUGGUUUGUGCUCCUUAAAGCGUGCAGCAAAUUCCUGCCAGAGAGCUCAGGUUGGGGUUUUUAGGUUGGGGUUUUUCCCCCUUUGUAGAGUUCUGGAGACGGCACAGCCCUCCUCUGCAUCCCUCAGCAUCCCUGGAGGUGAUGCUGCAUGGGCAGCCCUGGCCUCAUGUCAGGCUGGAAUAAGUGUGGUGUCAGCAGGAGCGUCAGGAUUGGGGUCCUUCUCCUGGCAGCUCCACUUUGCCAAUGUGAAGAGCACACACAGCGAGGAGCCCGAAGCACAGGGUCCCUGCAACACCCACCACGCAGGCAGCAAACGCCACCCCGGCGCACCGGGAUCAGCGGCUCAGUGAGCUCCGACAGCCCUGGCGAAAACCACUUCACCUCUUUGGUUGCAGAUGGACAUUAUUUCACCAAGGAACUGGUAGGAUGGGGUGGUUUUCUCAGGCUCCAUGGGGGCUCGGUGCCUGGGGUUCCUCCUGCCGGAUCGGGGCUGCUCCUGCACGGCUGCUCCCUCCCAGCUGCUUGCGUGAAGGGCGAAAUAGUGAAUACAAAUAUUUUCCAUGAAGAGCAAGCUUGUUUGGGUGAAAAAAAAAAAAAAGCGUUGUUUUGUCAACAUCUAAUUUUCUCUGGGAAACCAAUUUCCUGGGCAGGAGGGGUCUGGCUGGUGCUCCCGCUCCCUCCCAGGCUGCGCAGACAGCAUGGUGCAUGGUACCAUGGUUCUCAUGCUGCCCCAUGAAGCACCCACUCCUGCCCGUGCUCCGGCAGCUCCUGGCAGGGCUAACACCGCUCUGCUUGUGAUUCCGUUUUCCCCUUUUUCAUCUCUUUCUUUCUUUUUUUUUUUCUCUUGCAGUGAACAACUUUAUUUCCCACUUUGACAUUUUCCAGACCCACCUGGGAGCUUGCCUGCCAGGAGGAGAAAUGGCACAGGAGGAAAUACAUCUUCACAGCCUCGAGAGAGGAGAGGGUUGGAAUCCAGGUCUGAAAACGGCGUUGCUGCACGGUGAGCAAAGGCAGAGCAGGUUGGGCUCUGGAGAGUGUAACCCACCUCCGUCGCUCCUAUUCCUAAUGGAAAAGACACAAGAGUUGGUGUGUUUGUCCCUCUUGGACUUGGUUUGUUUGUCCCUCUUGGACUUGGUUUGUUUGUCCCUCUCGGACUGGAUGCUGAAGGCUUAGGGAUGCAGGGAACAAGUGCACCACUUCCAAAAGUCAGGGAGGAACUGCUUGGCUGCAAAAAUCCUCUUUCAUAGACUGGGGAGAGUUUUGUCUUGGGAACUGGGGGGGCUGAGAUUGGUGAGGAGCCCAGUGGCAGCCCUCACUGCCCAUCACCGUGGCAUCCUGGCACCCAGGGAGUUGGCACCCAGCACUCCCAUCUCC
Messenger RNA from Cuculus canorus (common cuckoo), 3309 nucleotides. RefSeq lists its product as uncharacterized. The transcript is spliced from 2 exons. The record is from RefSeq and is a predicted model, not a curated record. Bases 1347 to 2285 code for a protein of 312 amino acids. Lineage: Eukaryota; Metazoa; Chordata; Aves; Cuculiformes; Cuculidae.